UCGUGACGAGUUGCGUGUUGAGAGCACAUGUCAUGAGGAGGAAAAUAAAACUUUUAUCAUCAAAAAUGUAUCACAAUCAUUGAAAAACCGUACCACAUUAAAUAUGCGAAACUAAUGUAAGCUUCUUUUCUCAAACUCUGGGGGAUUAAUUUUUGUUUAUAGCUACGAGAAACCCACUACGGGCAUAAAUGAAUAAACAGACCUUUCCCAUGAUCAUACAGCCGCGUCAGUGCAUGUGCAAUUGAAUAAUACUGGUCAGACGUUAGUCGAUUGAUUGUUAACACACUGUUGUUGAAAGCCGUCGUUACGCUCCAUUCAGAUUACUGUAUGACAAAGCGCACAGCUUGUUACCAAUCAAUUUGUUUAAACAAACGCCCAGCAGACGACCCAUUCUGAGGCCGCAGUUCUAUGAGACAUUCCUGCGAAGGUGGGAUCCAGUAAGCAGACGAACUAAAUUACUUUCCCGCCUAAACGAAACACGUACUAAAAGGGACAAUGGAGAAGAUGUUGGUUUAUGUGAGAGUCUUGGAAUUAACAUUUUUAGUGAUGGUCAUAAUUCAAGCAGGUAGCGUGACGGGAGUGUCCAAUCAGAGCCUGCUUUUCACCGAUCUGUUUGCGAAGUACCACAAUGAGAUUCGACCGGUGUGUGGGGAGGACAAGCCGAUCGUCACAAAGGUUGGGAUAUCCAUACGACAGAUCAUUGAUUUGAAUGAACCAAAACAGAUUUUGACAAUCAACGCCUGGAUGAGACUGAAUUGGUUCGACUGUCAGCUGCAGUGGAAUGCGUCAUCAUAUGGAGGAAUCGACAAUGUGAUUGUUCCGUACGAUAUGGUGUGGGUUCCUGAUAUUACCCUGUACGACAAUGCUGGCGACGGGAUUUCAGGAUACAAAGAUUACCGAGUGAGCAUCUCCCACACCGGCCACGUCUCGUACAACUUCCCCACCAUCAUCAACAGCCUGUGCAAGGUGGACGUCACGUACUUCCCCUUCGACACCCAGGUGUGUCACCUCCCGUUCGGUUCCUGGGCCUACCACGGCUUCCAGCUGGACGCCACAAACCAGUCGGCGGCGGGCGACACGUCGACGUUCCUCUUGAACGGCGAGUGGGAGCUGGUGGGGAUUCCCGUGGUGCGUCACGUCCUAGUGUACUCCUGCUGCCCGGAGCCGUACCCGGACGUGACGUUCUACGUGACGAUAAAGCGCAAGUCGCUGUUCUACGUACUCAACCUGCUGUUUCCCUGCAUCCUGAUCACGUCCGUGUCGCUUCUGGGAUUCCUGCUGCCGCCGGACUCCGGGGAGAAGAUCUCCCUCGAGAUCACUGUGUUGCUGUCUCUCGCUGUCUUCCUCCUCGUCGUGUCCGAGACCCUGCCUCCCACCUCGGAGAAUUUCCCCUACAUAGGUCUGUAUUUCGUUUUGUCGAUGAUGCUGGUGACGUUUUCCACGGUGUUGACGGUGGUGGUCCUCAACUUCCACUUCAAGGGUCAGCACGGCAGACCCGUGCCGCGGUGGAUCCGCUCCUUGUUUCUGGAGAAGCUGGGGAGACUACUCUGUGUGAACAACAACAGCGAGAAAUCGGUCCACCCCCAGACCUUCGAAGGAAACAAGAUAGACUACAACGUUCAGAGAUACCCCGCCUCGCAAUAUCUGGUUGGUGAAACGAAUCAGGAAAACGACUAUGGCAAGCCUGUCACAAACGGCGUCAACCACUAUCACCACCAGCAUAGCGCGCCGGAAAGCAUGUUUUCCGAACCGAACGCGCAACAACAACAACAACAACCGGAAGUACAGAACCAAUUCACUCCCCUGGUGACGGUGCUCAAGGAACAGCUGUACGUGGUGCAAAAGAUCAAGGACGUGUUCGAUUCGAAGUCCAGGCAGGACCACGUGUCCUCCGAGUGGAUGCGAGUCGCCAUCAUCUUAGACCGACUCUUCCUCGUCCUCUUCUCGCUCAUCUCCGUGACGUGCACGCUCGGGAUUCUGCUCAAAUCAGCGACAUGAAACACUUGGGAAAAGGAAGGAACCUCAUUUCUGAGCCAUGUCUUCUAAUACCUCAGUGUAAAUGGUUGUAUCCCAGGACAGAAAACAGACUGAGUUCUGUAUUCGUGCAGAUACUGACGCCAUAUAACCGUAAAUAAAAUUUGUUGAGUGCGUCGUUAAAUGAAACGUUUCCUUCGUGUGGCUACUCAAUGGUCUGUCAGACAUAGACAAAAACGAAAUACUGGCCCUAAACGGUAUAACUUUGAGUGAGAGGACGUAGCCCAAUGGUAAAGCGCUCGAGUGAUGCGAGGUCGGUUUGGGAUCGAUCCCCGUCGGUGGGCCCAUUGGGCUAUUUCUCGCUCCAGCCAGUGCAUCUCGACUGGUAUACCAAA
Molecule: messenger RNA, 2369 nt
Organism: Gigantopelta aegis
Lineage: Eukaryota; Metazoa; Mollusca; Gastropoda; Neomphalida; Peltospiridae
Product: neuronal acetylcholine receptor subunit alpha-10-like
Exons: 8
Coding region: 496-1998 (500 amino acids)
Biological process (GO): monoatomic ion transmembrane transport; signal transduction; regulation of membrane potential
Cellular component (GO): synapse; neuron projection; postsynaptic membrane
Molecular function (GO): acetylcholine-gated monoatomic cation-selective channel activity; transmembrane signaling receptor activity
Source: RefSeq, a predicted model, not a curated record